Messenger RNA from Aspergillus vadensis CBS 113365, 345 nucleotides. RefSeq lists its product as uncharacterized. Bases 1 to 345 code for a protein of 114 amino acids. The transcript is spliced from 3 exons. Lineage: Eukaryota; Fungi; Ascomycota; Eurotiomycetes; Eurotiales; Aspergillaceae. The record is from RefSeq and is a predicted model, not a curated record.
AUGAUCCUCAGACGAGCUUCCACUCUCAGUCGUCCUCUCGUCCUUCGUCCGGCCUAUUCCGCCCGCGUGUGCUACUACCAUCCGCCUGAUGUACAUAGCACCAAGGGUGAGGAGUUCUUCAUCCCUCCUUCCUACCCAGACAACUUGGAGGAUACUCCCAGUCUCGUCAAAAAGCCAGAAAAGGAAAUGGGCCACUGGGAAGAGAUCCAUGCUACUUCUAGUGAGACCUCGGUUAAAGCCGACCGUGGCGAUAUCAAUAUCCAGCAGAAGCAGCAGCGGACGACUACUCGGGAUCUAGAUAAGGAUUUAGGGGAGGAAGAGCCGCCGAAGUUGGAUGAGAUGUGA